Molecule: messenger RNA, 141 nt
Organism: Sclerotinia sclerotiorum 1980 UF-70
Lineage: Eukaryota; Fungi; Ascomycota; Leotiomycetes; Helotiales; Sclerotiniaceae
Exons: 1
Coding region: 1-141 (46 amino acids)
Source: RefSeq, a predicted model, not a curated record
AUGGUCGACAACAAAACUCUCACCUGCAUCUAUAUUACUCACGGAUGCGGCGACCAUUUCUUUGGCAUUCCAGUCCUCCAGCGACGUUCCUCUGGUGUAAUGGCUGUAGCUACCGAACAAACUAUCGCACAAGUAGCCUAA